Messenger RNA from Salarias fasciatus (jewelled blenny), 2395 nucleotides. Its product is annotated as interferon-induced very large GTPase 1-like. NCBI's taxonomy places the organism in Eukaryota, Metazoa, Chordata, Actinopteri, Blenniiformes, Blenniidae. The record is from RefSeq and is a predicted model, not a curated record. The transcript is spliced from 4 exons. The coding region runs from base 108 to 1238 and encodes 376 amino acids.
CACAUCAACUCCUGGCAGACAAGAAGGAGCUACUUUACCAUGGACAAUUCAAGCUCUCAGCGGUAGUUUGAUCCAGACUGACUGAGAGGACCGAGAGUGAAGAUAGGAUGGAAAGUUCAGAGGAUGAGGAAUUCUAUGACGGACUGGGUGCUUCAUUUGGCCCCAAGAGAAGAGAAGACUCUCCUCAACAUGACAAUGUGUUUCAGGAACGAGAUCAGUGCCAGAAGAAAGCUGAAGAGUUUGUCGCGAAAUGCUUGAAACCUGCUGUUGAAGACUUCAUCAAUCGUUACCUGGGUCUUUCUAUUGUGGAUGAAAUGCUGAAGAAGAAGGAAUUCAGCACACGAGUCGCUUUCCAGUACUACAUUUUACUGGAUUUGCUUUCAAAGGAAAGCUUUGAUGACUACCUGAGUUUCACUUCCUCCUAUGAGAGCUUUGUGAAGAAGUGGAUCCUUCAAAAAAUACAGGAACAUUUUUCAAGUUCCUCCAAAACAUCUGAGUUUGAGAAUCAACAUCUUGAGACAAGUGUCAGCUACAUAAAUGAAGGAAUUAAAAAGGCCAAAACACUAAACAGAGAGAAUGUGAAAACUUUAGUGGAGGACAUCUGUAAAGAGCUUGGUGAUAAACUGGUCAUUUCCCAGGAUGCACUUGGAGCAUUUAUGAUCCUGAACAAUGCUGAUCAGAACAAGUUUGCUGACUACCUCACAAUUUCUGUGAUUGCCAUGAAAAUUUCUUUGAGAGAGAAGUUCAAAACAUCAACGUUCAAAGACAAACGAAAAUGUCUCCACAUGCAGCCUCAGGAUGAGCUUUUCCAGAGAGUGAUCGGAUGUGGCAAAAAGUGUCCGUUCUGUGCUGUUCCCUGUGAGGCUGGAGGAGAAGCUCAUGCACAACACUGGGCCUCAUUACACCGACCACUGGGUCUGAAUAACUACAGGUGUAAUAUGAAACUUUCCACUGACAUCUGUUCAUCUCUUGUUGAAAAUGAUGGUUGCUUUCGUUGUCCUCAAACAAACAUUGAAAGUCAUCCUUAUAAGAGGUACAGAGAAAUAUUCCCUGACUGGGAUAUUUUUCCAGAUGGAAGUCUUGAGGCUUCAGACUACUGGAAAUACAUCAUGACCAAGUACAAUGAUGACUUUGCCAAACAGUAUAAUGCAGAGCCUGCUGACAUUCCUUCACCUUGGAGAAAGAUCACACAUCAGCAGGCAGAAGAAAGCCUGAAAAAGUCUUUUUACAUGAAGUGAGACUUUUCAUUUACAUCACUUACUCUGAGUGUAGAGUGAGUUUCAUAUUUUAUAAUCUACCUGUUGAGACUCACAUGUCAUGAAGUGAAUCAUAUUGUUAUGACAUAGAUAUUAACACCACAUUAAACAACACUUUUCUUGACUUCACACUAAACUAGUCGUGUUUCUGUUGAGCACAUUGUGAAAAUCCAAAAUGUGAACAGGUGGAACUCUGAUGCACUCCACCAGUUGAAGUAAUCAUGACAGUGUUCUGAAAAUGAGGUGUAGUGUGGAGAACUUUUAGCAUUCAGUAUAAAAUAUCAAAAGUACAUUGAUUCAUGUAUCAUUGCCUCGUGAACAUUUAUCUCAAAGAACUUUCCAAACAUCGUGACACUGUAAGGUAAAAGAGGAGAAACCAUCAGAGCACAGAGGUAUUUUGUUUUAUCAGUUUGCCCUGAUCUGAUCACUGUAAAUACUGUUAUUAUGAUCAUUUCAGAUUUGUUUCAUGACUGUUAAGUGAUUAUUUUGAUGAGAAAACAUUAAAAUGUUCUUGUACGCAUUUUGAGAAUAUGUGAAACGUUUGUGUGAAUAAUCUUUUGUUGCAUUUAUGAUUUUAGUGAGAUGUAAACAUGAUAGUGGAAAAAGUCAGUUUUAACCAGAUUAAGUUCGUGACAUGAGAGCUGUGAUGAAUAUUGUGUUUUUGUUCUUGUUUUCUUGAUGAUGAUAAAUUUCCUUCAGUUCAGUUGUGGCAUCAUCAUGCAUGUGUGAAGUAAUUGUAAGUUUUCAUGCUGACAAUUUUAAAGCUGAAUAUUUGAGUUCAGUCUGAUACGACAUAAUUUAAAAACAUAUAUUCAAGGCUCAAAACAAAAAAUGUUGAAACUUGCGUCCGCAACAAAGGGAGUCGAUGAAAUCAUGUUGCAUGUUUGUUGAAAAUGUUUUGACUGAUGAAGGUUUGUAUUGACUUUUAAAUGUUUAAAUCUUAAUUCUACAUGGUGACAUUUUUCAAGGAUGUACAGGAUCAUGUUAAACUGUCAGAAUGAAUAAAGAGACAAGACGAGCAGACUGGCUAUGAAUGUCUUUAAUGUUUCCCAGAUCAGAAUCACAGCAUACAGCGUAUAAUAACUUCUAAAGUAAACAGAAAUAUCAUCACCUCAUUUAUUUAUAUAGUUUCACUUGAC